Molecule: messenger RNA, 7014 nt
Organism: Diceros bicornis minor
Lineage: Eukaryota; Metazoa; Chordata; Mammalia; Perissodactyla; Rhinocerotidae
Gene: SECISBP2L
Product: SECIS binding protein 2 like
Exons: 19
Coding region: 197-3565 (1122 amino acids)
Biological process (GO): selenocysteine incorporation
Cellular component (GO): ribonucleoprotein complex
Molecular function (GO): ribonucleoprotein complex binding; mRNA 3'-UTR binding; selenocysteine insertion sequence binding
Source: RefSeq, a predicted model, not a curated record
CUGCUGCCGCCUCCUCCAUCUCCCGGAGCUGGAGGCACCUCCUCGGCCAGUGGCGUAGCCGCACUUUGUGUCCAGGCCAGCCAGCUAGGGGCGGAGGUCCGGAGCCUGGUCUCGAACGGAGCGGGGGGCCAUGGAGAAAGCGGCCCGAGGCGCUCUCCACAUCGACUAACGCGGGCCCGAUACGGCUGCAGGCGCCAUGGACCGAGCCCCCGCAGACCAGAAUGUCAAGCUGUCAGCUGAGGUAGAGCCAUUUAUUCCCCAGAAGAAGAAUCCUGAUACAUUUAUGAUCCCUAUGGCACUCCCAAAUGAUAAUGGAAAUGUUUCUGGUGUAGAACCAACUCCAAUUCCCAGUUACCUGAUUACUUGUUAUCCAUUUGUGCAGGAAAACCAGUCCAAUAGACAGUUUCCAUUAUAUAACAAUGACAUACGAUGGCAACAGCCCAAUCCAAACCCUGCUGGACCAUACCUUGCCUACCCCAUUAUAUCUGCUCAGCCACCUGUUUCUACAGAGUAUACAUAUUAUCAGCUGAUGCCAGCACCGUGUGCCCAAGUUAUGGGUUUCUAUCAUCCUUUUCCUACACCUUACUCCAACACCUUUCAGACUGCAAAUACUGUGAAUACUAUAACCACAGAAUGCACUGAGCGUCCAAAUCAGCUUGGACAGGUCUUCCCAUUGUCCAGUCAUCGAAGCAGAAAUAGUAACAGAGGGCCAGUGGUACCAAAACAACAACUUUUACAACAGCACAUAAAAAGCAAACGGCCAUUGGUGAAAAAUGUAGCUACUCAGAAAGAGACAAAUGCAUCAGGUCCUGAUAAUCGAUCAAAAAUUGUGCUUCUGGUAGAUGCUUCACAGCAAACCGACUUCCCAUCAGACAUCGCCAACAAGUCUCUCUCGGAGAGCUCUGCCACAAUGCUUUGGAAAUCCAAAGGCAGGAGGAGAAGAGCAUCCCACCCUACUGCGGAAUCCUCUAGUGAGCAGGGGGCUAGUGAAGCUGACAUUGACAGUGAUAGUGGCUACUGCAGUCCCAAGCACAGCAACAACCAGCCCACAGCAGGGGCUGUGAGAAAUCCUGAUUCUGGCACCAUAAAUCAUGUGGAAUCACCUAUAUGUGCAGGUGGUGUAAAUUGGUCCAAUGUAACUUGCCAGGCAACUCAGAAAAAACCUUGGAUGGAAAAAAAUCAGACAUUUUCUAGAGGUGGAAGGCAGACUGAACAAAGAAAUAAUUCACAGUCCACUGGAGAGGAGAUAAUGCUGAUAUGUGUGGAAAAACAUUUUAUCCCUGCCUCAGAACUGGUUGGAUUCAGAUGCCGAGGACAUAGUACUUCCUCUGAAAGAAGACAGAAUUUGCAAAAGCGACAAGAUAAUAAGCAGUUAAACCCCAGUCAAUCUCAUAGAGGCGACCCAAAUUCUGAGUCUUUAUAUUUUGAGGAUGAAGGUGGAUUUCGAGAACUAAAUGAGAAUGGAAAUGCUAAGGAUGAGAAUAUUCAACAGAAACUUUCUUCAAAAGUAUUGGAUGAUUUACCUGAAAACUCACCAAUCAACAUAGUUCAGACUCCAAUUCCCAUUACAACCUCAGUUCCUAAACGUGCAAAAAGUCAGAAGAAGAAAGCUUUAGCAGCAGCUCUUGCCACAGCUCAAGAAUAUUCAGAAAUAAGUAUGGAGCAAAAAAAAUUACAGGAAGCUUUAUCAAAGGCAGCUGGAAAAAAGAAUAAAACCCCUGUGCAGCUAGAUUUGGGGGAUAUGUUAGCAGCUCUGGAAAAACAACAACAAGCAAUGAAAGCACGGCAAAUUACUAAUACCAGACCACUGUCAUAUACAGUGGUCACUGCAGCUUCUUUUCACACUAAAGACUCUACUAACAGAAAACCUUUAACCAAAAGUCAGCCCUGUUUGACAUCCUUUAAUUCUUUGGACAUUGCUUCCUCUAAAACGAAAAAAGGAAAAGAGAAGGAAAUUGCAAAACUAAAACGACCCACAGCACUUAAAAAGGUUAUUUUGAAAGAAAGAGAGGAAAAGAAGGGCCGGUUAACUGUGGACCACAAUCUUUUGGGAUCUGAGGAACCAGUAGAAAUGCACUUAGAUUUUAUUGAUGACUUGCAGCAGGAGAUUGUUUCCCAGGAAGAUACUGGACUGAGCAUGCCCAGUGAUACUUCGCUCUCUCCAGCAAGUCAGAACUCUCCGUACUGUAUGACACCUGUGUCACAAGGCUCUCCGGCUAGUUCCGGGAUAGGCAGUCCAAUGGCAUCUUCAACAAUAACCAAAAUCCACAGCAAAAGAUUUAGAGAGUAUUGUAAUCAGGUUCUUUGUAAAGAGAUUGAUGAGUGUGUGACUCUUCUUCUGCAAGAGCUCGUCAGUUUCCAGGAACGCAUCUACCAAAAGGAUCCUGUCAGAGCAAAAGCGAGGAGACGGCUGGUUAUGGGUCUAAGGGAGGUUACCAAACAUAUGAAGCUAAACAAGAUCAAGUGCGUUAUAAUUUCUCCAAACUGUGAAAAAAUCCAGUCAAAGGGUGGCCUGGAUGAGGCUCUCUAUAAUGUUAUAGCCAUGGCACGGGAACAAGAAAUUCCUUUUGUGUUUGCCCUUGGAAGAAAAGCUCUAGGACGCUGUGUGAACAAGCUGGUUCCUGUUAGUGUAGUGGGAAUCUUCAACUACUUUGGUGCUGAGAGUCUGUUUAACAAGUUAGUAGAACUCACUGAGGAAGCCAGGAAGGCAUAUAAGGAUAUGGUUGCAGCAAUGGAACAAGAGCAGGCCGAGGAAGCCUUGAAGAAUGCGAAGAAGGUGCCACACCACAUGGGGCAUUCUCGGAAUCCCUCUGCAGCAAGUGCCAUUUCUUUCUGCAGUGUUAUUUCUGAACCCAUCUCUGAAGUCAAUGAAAAGGAAUAUGAAACAAAUUGGAGAAACAUGGUGGAAACUUCAGAUGGACUGGAAACAUCAGAAAAUGAGAGAGAGGUUUCCUGUAAGCACAGCGCAUCUGAAAAACCCGGUAAACUUCCAUUUGACGCAGCCCCUGUGGGUAAGCAGCCAUCAUUAGUGGCUGCAGGCAGUACUACCUCAGCUACAAACCCUGGGAAAUCGACAGUGAGCGAUAAAGAGGAAGUGAAGCCAGAUGACCUGGAAUGGGCCUCUCAGCAGAGUACAGAGACCGGCUCUUUGGAUGGCAGUUGCCGAGAUCUUUUGAAUUCCUCCAUCACCAGCACCACCAGCACUCUCGUACCUGGCAUGCUUGAAGAAGAGGAUGAUGAAGAUGAGGAGGAGGAAGAAGAUUAUACUCAUGAACCCAUAUCUGUAGAAGUACAGCUUAAUAGUAGAAUUGAGUCUUGGGUUUCUGAGACCCAGAGAACGAUGGAAACUCUGCAGCUUGGAAAAACCCUUAAUGGUUCUGAGGAAGACACUGCAGAGCAAAGUGGGGAAGAAGGAGCAGAGGCGCCUGAGGUACUGGAGCCAGGGAUGGACAGUGAGACCUGGACUGCUGACCACCAAGCAAGUCAGGAGCAGCAGAAGCCCAGCAGCUGCGGCUCGCAGCACACCGAGCACUCCGAUUGUAAUUGCACACCCCGCGAUCUGUAACUCAGGAAAUGGCAGCUCUCUCUCUUCUACUGUGUAAGGGUUGCAGCCAUUAUCUUUUAUGCUUCAUCUCAACGUUUUUCACUGUCUAGUACUAAUUUAAUAUGUGUAUUUAAUUCCUGACAAAUAUUUUUGUAGCUGUCUUUUACUUGUUUUGUUAUGAUCUAUAGCUUAGCUUUUAAUUAGCAUCUAAGUGUCUUUCUAAGAACUGUGUGGAAAAUACAGAAUUGUUUUAGCUUAUUUUGUUAUGGAAAACUGAUUAAAAAAAGAGGAUGACCAUGUUUUAAAGAAAAUAAAUUUAAAAUGCCUAUUUAGAAUCAUUUUGAAAGUUAAAGAUCAAGGUUCUAAGAGUAGAAGGAGUUACUGAUGUUUGCUUCAAGACUGUACCUCCUUCCCUCUAAUUUGUCUGAUCAAAAAGUUGUUUGGGCUUCUUUAAAAGAGAACUGGAGGUAGAGUUAGAAAACUAAAAAAAAGCCUGAGAGUAACUAAGUCACAAAGUGUUUUGUGUUGAAAAUUGAUGCAACUUUUAUUUGGCCCACAUGCUUAUUUCAGAAGUCAUUGAUCAUUUUAAUCGAUUAAAGUUGGAAGGGCUAAAACAGAACCUCUGAUACUUAGGCUGGCACAGGAGCCACCCUGAUAGAUGAGAGGUGGCCUUCUUUGUGGAGAGUGAUAGAUGUGUUCAAUAGUGAAAAGUCACCCAUGAUAGGACCUUCCAGGUUCUGUCUUGUAUUUGCUUCUUACUUACCUCAGGAAUGCUCUUGUACAUAGUCGUAUUUACAUAAAGUUAGGUAAGUUUUGACAGGUGAAUAACUGUAACUGAUGGUCUGACUGCACACUUUCAUGUAAACUACCCAGAAACACUGUCUUAUAUUGGUGUGUUCUCUUGCAUGCUUCUGAUUUGGGACCCUCUGGAUUUGAGAUAUGGAUUUGAUCGGGUAUCCAAACUUGUCCUGAGUGAAGAACUGUUUCGCCUUCUCAAAAAUUAUAUGUUUUGCCCCUAGCCUUGAGCACCUGCCAUGUAACGCUGACCGUAGUUACAGAGAGGUCAGGGAGGGGAACUUGACACAACUUACAGUAUGUAUCCUGAUAAUCAGGGCUUGGAAGAGGAAGUUUUGAAGAGAAGAGAAAGUUGUUCUAAUUGUGCUGAAACUAUUAGAUGAUUUAGAGUGUGCAGAUAUGUGCAGAUAUUAAGUGUUGAUCACUAUUAUUUAUCCCUGCCCUUCUCUAGGACUGUGUAUACCUGCUUGGGAGAAAUUAAACUUACUGAGUUAAAUGUUUUGUUUGCUAGCCGGUUACCACCUGGUAGUGACCUCUGAAAGUUUAUAUAGUGGUGGGAGAAUUACAAAUUACCCAUUUUUCCAUCUUCCCUCCAACACCCCCCUGCCCAACUGACCAGCACACGCACAUGCACGCCAGCUUUACACUUAGAAGCUCCCAUAAGCAGGCACAGAACUGAAGAGGAGGGGUAUCUUCCCUGCCCUGGUUUUAUGGGGCAGGGCCUUGCCUCACAGAGGCAGGAGGGAAAAGUUGGGCAGAUUCUUUACUGAAUUCAUUGGGACCACUGUGCUAGUUUUGAUGUUUUAUAAUGCUGGCAUUUCGUUACUGGAGAGAUCAGAUUCUUGGUUGAUGAUUUAGUAUUUGUGAAUUGUGAAAGUUUAGGAGAAUUGCUGUGUAGAAAAUGUCAGUCCAUCAACUUUAUUAGUGUGCUAAAGGGGGCUUUAUUGUACUGUCCUGUCUAAACUGUUCUCCAGUAUAGACUUCUUAGGCACAGAGUAUCCAGUACUUAGAGGAAUGCAGCAUGUAAGGAAUGAAGCCUCUGAACUAGUAAUCAUGGAUUUAUAUGUGGCAGAUCUUACUGGCUCUACACAUUUAGAAGUGUUAGUUGGCUUAAAGAAAUGAUAGAGGUUUUGAACUACUGACAAUCUUAAAAGUGAACUUAAAAACUUUUCAUACUUUUUAAUGGUGUAAAUUUCCUUUUCUCGGUGUCAGUGAUUCAGAUAACUCUUGAUCUUGACGGUAGUGGCUUUUCCAAGGUUUCUUAUAUUUUAUAUCUCUUCUGAAUGAGAAUCGUCAUUAUAGAUUUUUGACAUUUGUAUCAAGAGAAGUUGAGGAAAUCUUCAGAAAAUCAUAAUUUUUAGUUUUGCUUUAGACUUCAGAAGUGGUCAGUUAGGUGUUCGAUAAAUGCUCUUGCACAUGCAGUAUCUUCUGCCAGCGAACCCAAGGGACCACAGCCACCUUUAUAUGCGACAGGUCACCUCUAGAGGGCAACCCAGAAUUUAUUAAAGGAAAUGCUACUGUGUUGAAAGUAAGCUUACCUAAGUAUUAACAAUGUCUUUUCAUUUGUUUCCUUUAGAUAAAUUCUGGGAUUUGUGUAUACUAUAUACAGGAGGAGGUGUGAAAAUUAGGAAAGUGUCUUUUCUGGAUCUGGGGGUGAGUGGCUCUUUGGAGACCUGGAGAGAGAUUUAGUGGUAAGAGUAAGGGUUCAUCAUCAUGGGAAAUAACAACCAUAGUAAUUUUCUUCCUUAGUGUGUAGAGGUUGUUUUACUGGCAAUAAUUAAUACUCAAUUUCUAUUUCAAUACGGAAGUAUAUGAAUUACAAUAUGAAUUGCACUCCCAAAACUAGAUUUCUGCUUCAGUAGGUUUGUUUGCUGUGAAGAUUACUUCUCAAAAGACAAAUGUUCAUAUUAGCUUAAUUUUUGGUUUAAAUAUGUUUGUAAAUGAUGUAAUAUAUUUCUUUUGACUAAAUAUGGGAAAAAUAAUGGGUGUUAUACAUUGAAAAGUUUUUAAAGGCUUUGACUGGAAGUCAUUUUUGCAGAGAUGGUAUUUUAUAUGCUUCCAGUAUUUGGAAAAGAAUUAGUCAAAAGGAAUUCACAUAGUUUAAAUAUUGAGAAAUUAAUAUCCAAAUAAUGUACUUGUCUGAUUUCUUAAUAAGCUGGGGGAGGUGGGUGGGGUGGGAAUUGUAAUGUGCAAAUGAGUAGUGAACUCUACAUUCAUUUUUCAACUCUUUAACAUAAAACUGUUAAAUGUUAACACAUUGUUACUUUAAUAUAUCUAUAAAGAAGUAUUACUGUUUGUAAAGCUGCUGUUUGCUUAAAAAAAAAAAACCUCUUUCAUUUAAGUAUUUUCUGUAUGUUGUGCCAACAGGUUAGAACAUUAACUUAUCCAUUUAAAAACUUUAUCUUUUCUUGAUUUUAAAAAUUUUCUGUGAAAUAAUUUAUUUACAGACAUCUUCCUCCUUCUUUGCCCCUUCCAACCUUUACACACAUCACAGAAUCAACCAUUUGCCUAAUCUGAAAUCUGAAUCCUAAUUAAAGAUAACAAUUUAAACUUUGUUGGCACAUCACAUCUUAAAAGUAUUUGUAUUAUUUUAUAAUUUAAUUUCUAAAUAUGCCACAUGAAUUUAUAAUUUAAUGUCUUAAUUGUAAUGCUCUAAUAAAAAACUAGCAAAAUUA